Molecule: messenger RNA, 1771 nt
Organism: Thalassophryne amazonica
Lineage: Eukaryota; Metazoa; Chordata; Actinopteri; Batrachoidiformes; Batrachoididae
Gene: cabp1b
Product: calcium binding protein 1b
Exons: 7
Coding region: 159-1181 (340 amino acids)
Molecular function (GO): calcium ion binding
Source: RefSeq, a predicted model, not a curated record
CGCGAUCAGGUGGCCGCUGCUCCAACUUCACCAUUACGCACAGCGGAGGGCGCACAGUGCAGUGAUGGAGGCUGAGUGGGCGCUUUAGACAGUCCGGUCCAGUCUGAUCUCAUGUCCUGCACGUGGUGGAGUUCUGCGUUCCUGCACAAAGCCGAACCAUGAGCUCCUCUCUCCCCAAAAGCGAAUCCACGACUUCUUUGCUCAGAUCAUCCAACCGCAAGUCCGCGCACUCGGAUGGUCCUCACGGUCAGAGGAGCCACCGCGGUCAGCAUCAUCCCGCCAGUUCUGGAGGCAGCGAGGAUGCUGGCUGGACGGUGGACAGCGCGCGGAGACCUCUCUGCAAGCCUGCAGAACCGCGGACACAGAUGAGGCAAACGAGCCUCCCCACCACUUCUCAGGAGGACGUUAGACGCAGGACGGGUCGGAGUCAGAAAGAGCGCAGCAAGUCCACCAGGUCCAAACAGUCCGUGCAGCACCAGGACAGUUCGAGACAGGACAAGAAGACCUCACAGACUCCGUCAGACGCAGCGGCGGCGGCGCUGUUCUUGGAGCCGAAGCGGAGAGUCGUUACCGGAUCAUCCUCCAGUCUGAGCUGUGAUCCGCCUGUGGCAGGUGCGCCACGUGUCCAGGCGGCAUCCAGCCGCAAAAACAAAAAACUCUGCGCACCUCUGUCUGAAUAUGACGCAAGUCUUCACCCAAUUGUGAAGUCGGUUUUUGGACAGGACCGAGAGUUAAGGCCAGAAGAAAUGGAUGAGCUACGUGAAGCAUUUAAGGAGUUUGACAAAGACAAAGAUGGUUUCAUUGGGUGCAAAGACCUGGGGAACUGCAUGAGAACUAUGGGUUACAUGCCGACAGAGAUGGAGCUGAUAGAACUGAGCCAGCAGAUCAACAUGAACUUGGGAGGACACGUCGAUUUUGAGGACUUUGUUGAACUGAUGGCACCCAAACUGCUGGCUGAAACAGCCGAUAUGAUCGGAGUCAAAGAGCUGCGAGACGCAUUCAAGGAGUUUGACACAAAUGGCGAUGGGCAGAUCAGCACAGCAGAACUUCGAGAAGCCAUGAAGAAACUUUUAGGACAGCAGGUUGGCCACAGAGAUCUGGAGGACAUCCUGCGAGACAUUGAUCUUAACGGAGAUGGCCACGUAGACUUUGAGGAAUUUGUGCGAAUGAUGUCUCGGUGAGUUCCUGAAAAAUCUGAGAUAAAGAUCAAGACAUGGAUUUUUCAGUUGAGUCUCUGACAUGGACAACAAAAGAAGCCAAAGGAGGGUAAUGAUGGAUUUUCAACUUCAAGAACUGUAAUUUGAAGAAGCACUGAAACUGCCACACUGAAGCUCAAAGGCUGACGGCUGCAGCUGCGAGCAACACUGUCGAUCACAUGCUGCUGAGGACUCACAGAACUAACAUACACCAACAGCCACUUUUCUGACUUUUACAAAGUAUAUUUUAAAAGUAAAACCUCGUUCAGUAAUUACAGCACUUCUGUUGCUGACAGGGUUUUUGACCCAAUGGGUGAAGAAAUAUGGGACAUUUGUUUUUUUUAACACAAUACUGUUGUUAUUAAAAUCUGUGUCAAUGAAUUAUUUUAUAAUAAUAUGACUCUAUUAUUCCUAUAUGCAUGUAUUCAUUUUUAAAUGCAUUAAAGAAAAAAAAAAUCAUUAAACUACAAAUAAAUAAGCAAUAAAUUAAGUUAUAUUAACAUAUCAGAAAUUGUUAUCAGAAUAUGUGAGCAAGUGUUUAAUCAGUUAUGCUAAAUAAAAAAUGUAAAAAAAAA